CAAGGCUGCCCCACUAGCAUUUUCAUCGCUGCCCUUUCGUCACUGCACAGGGGUGCGGAGGAACGGCCAUCAGGCACCACCGUUGGCGGCCCCAAGAUUCCUGCUUGGGCGGCUUCGAACCGCGCAGUUUACCCACGGUACCCAUACUCGCACCUGGAUCGCAAACCACAGAUUCCCGUGCCGCCAGCGCGUUCGUUUUUUUUUUGCUGUUGGCGACCAGCUAUCCACGACCGGACACCUACUGGCUUGACUGCGCGAUAAUCGGUUUACUGCGGCCAAUUUUCAGGUUACUUAGCACGCGCGUGACGGACCCGCCAUGGGCAUCACUCGUCGUGCAAAGGACAAGGCCGCGCGGGCCGACCGGUCUGCCGCCGGAACCGGCCAAGCGGGUCCCAGCAAGCCUAAGAAGGCUACCUUCGACACGACCAAGAAGAAGGAGAUCGGCGUCUCGGACCUCACGCUGCUGCGCACCGUGUCCAACGAGGCCAUCAACGAGAACUUGAAGAAGCGGUUCGAGGGCGGGGAGAUCUACACGUACAUCGGCCAUGUCUUGGUGUCGGUCAACCCCUUCCGCGAUCUCGGCAUCUACACCGAGCAGGUCCUCAACAGCUACCGGGGAAAGAACCGGCUGGAGAUGCCCCCGCACGUGUUUGCCAUUGCUGAGUCUGCCUAUUACAACAUGAAGGCGUACAAGGACAACCAGUGCGUCAUCAUCUCGGGCGAGUCCGGUGCUGGCAAGACAGAGGCGGCCAAGCGCAUCAUGCAGUACAUCGCCAAUGUCUCGGGCGGCGAGACGGGUGACAUCCAGCAGAUCAAGGACAUGGUCCUGGCGACCAACCCCCUGCUGGAAUCCUUCGGCAAUGCAAAAACGUUGCGGAACAACAACUCGUCGCGAUUCGGCAAGUAUCUGCAGAUCCACUUCAACGCCCAGGGCGAGCCCGUAGGCGCCGACAUCACAAACUACCUGCUCGAGAAGUCGCGCGUAGUCGGCCAGAUCACGAACGAGCGCAACUUCCACAUCUUCUACCAGUUCACCAAGGGCGCUUCGCAGCACUACCGGGAGAUAUUUGGAGUGCAGAAGCCGGAGACAUACAUUUACACGAGCAGAUCCAAGUGCUUCAAUGUCGACGGAAUUGAUGACUUGGCUGACUUCCAGGACACGCUCAACGCCAUGAAGGUCAUCGGCCUCUCUCAGGCGGAGCAGGACAGCAUCUUCCGAAUGCUAGCCGCCAUCCUCUGGACGGGCAACCUCGUCUUUCGCGAGGACGACAGCGGAUACGCCGCCGUGUCAGACCAGUCCGUGGUGGACUUCCUGGCCUACCUCCUCGAAGUCGACCCUGCCCGGCUGGUCCACGCGAUUACGAUCCGGAUCCUGACGCCGAGAAACGGAGAGGUGAUCGAAUCCCCCGCCAAUGUGGCCCAAGCGAUGGCGACUAGAGACGCCCUGGCCAAGGCCAUCUACAACAACUUGUUCGACUGGAUCGUCGAGCGGAUAAACCAGUCUCUGAGGGCGCGGCAAGCGACGGCGAACUCGAUUGGCAUUCUUGACAUUUACGGCUUCGAGAUCUUUGAGAAGAACAGUUUCGAGCAGCUCUGCAUCAACUACGUGAACGAGAAACUGCAGCAGAUCUUCAUCCAGUUAACCUUGAAGGCGGAGCAGGAGGAGUACGCGCGGGAGCAGAUCAAGUGGACUCCCAUCUCUUACUUCGACAACAAGAUCGUGUGCGACCUGAUCGAGUCCAUCAGGCCACCCGGUAUCUUCUCCGCCAUGAAGGAUGCUACAAAGACCGCCCACGCCGACCCGGCCGCCUGCGACCGCACCUUCAUGCAGAGCAUCAACGGCAUGUCGAAUCCUCACCUCACCCCCCGGCAGGGCAGUUUUAUUGUCAAGCACUACGCCGGCGACGUCACAUACACCGUAGAUGGCAUUACGGACAAGAACAAGGACCAGCUGCUGAAGGGCCUGCUCAACCUCUUCCAGAUCAGCCAAAACAGGUUCAUCCACACCCUCUUCCCCGACCAGGUCGACCAGGAUAACCGGAAACAACCUCCGUCAGCGGGCGACAGGAUACGAGCCUCGGCCAACGCGCUCGUCGACACGCUCAUGAAGUGCCAGCCUUCGUAUAUCCGGACCAUUAAGCCCAACGAGAACAAAUCGCCCAGCGAGUAUAACGUUCCCAACGUCCUGCACCAGAUCAAGUAUCUCGGUCUUCAGGAAAACGUGCGUAUCCGGCGCGCUGGCUUCGCCUACCGCCAGUCUUUCGAGAAGUUUGUCGAUCGCUUCUUCCUUCUCUCGCCCGCCACCUCGUAUGCUGGCGAGUACACCUGGCAAGGGUCCUACGAAGCGGCCGUCAAGCAGAUCCUGAAGGAUACGAGCAUUCCCCAGGAAGAAUGGCAGCUCGGCGUCACCAAGGCUUUCAUCAAGUCCCCUGAGACACUGUUUGCGCUCGAACACAUGCGAGACCGGUACUGGCAUAACAUGGCGACGCGCAUCCAGCGGAUGUGGCGGGCAUACUUGGCUUACAGGGCAGAGGCGGCAACCCGUAUUCAGCGUUUCUGGAGGAAGAAGCGAGUCGGGGCCGAGUACCUCCAGCUCCGGGAGGAGGGCCACAGAGUCCUGCAGGGCCGGAAAGAGCGCAGGAGGAUGAGCCUUCUGGGCUCGCGACGGUUCCUUGGCGACUACCUGGGCAUCAAUGCCAGCACCGGCCCCGGAGCCCAGGUCCGGAACGCUAUCCAACUGGGAAGCAACGAGAAAGCAGUCUUCUCCUGCCGCGGCGAGAUCCUCGAGGCAAAGUUUGGCCGAUCCAGCAAGCCGAGCCCCAGAAUCCUGAUUGUCACCAACAGCAAGUACUACAUUGUGGCACAGGUGUUGGGCCAGAACCACCAGGUUCAGAUCGUGGUGGAGCGUGCUCUCCCCCUGGGUGCCAUCAAGUUCAUCGGCACGUCUACGUGCCGCGACGACUGGUUUUCCUUGGGCGUGGGGUCGCAACAAGAGGCUGAUCCCCUGCUCAACUGCGUGCUCAAGACGGAGAUGUUCACGCAGAUGAAGAGGGUAAUGCCGGGCGGGUUCAACCUGAAGAUUGGAGACACGAUCGAGUACGCCAAGAAGCCGGGCAAGAUGCAGGUGGUGAAGGUGCUGAAGGACGCGCCCACUCCGCACGACUUCUACAAAAGCGGCGCCGUGCAUACGCAGCAGGGCGAGCCGGCGAACUCCGUUUCGCGGCCGACGCCCAAGGGCAAGCCGGUUCCGCCGAGACCGAUCACCCGGGGUAAGCUCAUCAAGCCUGGCGGGCCAGGUGGCAGACCUUCCCGGUUCCCAGUCAACCGCACUCCUCAGCCCCGGCCGUCAGCAGUCACAUCUACAUCGGCUGCUGCAACCGCGUCGUCACGGCCCGUCCCUCAACCCCAUGCGGCGGCGGCGGCGGCGGCGGCGGCGGCAUCGGUCACCAUUCCCUCACACACUCGACAGCAAUCCAACUCGUCAGCCGUCCGCGCGCCUCCUCCCCCGCCACCAGCGGCGCCGCCUGUAAAACCAAAAAUUAUGGCCAAGGUAUUAUAUGAUUUCGUUGGCCAGAGGGACAAUGAGCUGUCGAUCAAGGCGGGCGAGUUGAUCGAAAUCGUCCAGAAGGAAAACAACGGCUGGUGGCUCGCGAAGAAUGCUGCCGGGCAAGCGUGGGUUCCUGCCGCCUAUGUGGAGGAACAAGAGGCCGCCCCUGUCGUGGCGCCGCGUCCCCCUCCGCCUCCGCCGGCGGCGAACGGUGCUGUUGCGAAAGCGAAGCCGGCGGCGCCACAGCCCCCCGCCAAGCGCCCGGCCGCCGGCAAGAAGCCUGCGGCUCUGCAGGCUCGCGAUUCCGGUAUGAGCCUAAACGGGUCGGACAGCAGCAGGAGCAAUACCCCGACGCCAAGUCUGGCCGGGAGCUUAGCGGAUGCCUUGCUGGCGAGGAAGAACGCCAUGGCAAAGAAGGAUGAUGAUGAUGACGAAUGGUAGAUGCUAGCUAGCUUUCAUGUCUUGUCGCAAGUUGUGGAAUGCCAGGGCGGUUUUUUUUGUGCGAUCCGCCGCGGGAGCGAACAUAUCGUGUCGGAUAAAGCUGUUAGAGAAGUGCCGUC
Molecule: messenger RNA, 4107 nt
Organism: Thermothielavioides terrestris NRRL 8126
Lineage: Eukaryota; Fungi; Ascomycota; Sordariomycetes; Sordariales; Chaetomiaceae
Exons: 3
Coding region: 317-3988 (1223 amino acids)
Biological process (GO): vesicle transport along actin filament; actin filament organization; endocytosis
Cellular component (GO): cytoplasm; microvillus; actin cortical patch
Molecular function (GO): ATP binding; actin filament binding; microfilament motor activity
Source: RefSeq, a predicted model, not a curated record